AGACGCACCGCCUGUCGAUUGGACCAGAAGCGGAAAGAAGGAAAGCGCCGUGAGAGUCCGCCGGAGCUUAAAGACUUUGCAUGGGAUUUUUGUUUUUAUUUUCCUCCAGGACGGGAGGUUUGGAGGCACCUGUCCGCUUGAGCCGCAUUUCCCUACAAACUCCGAGCGAGGCUGAAGCAUGGACGCGGUUUUACCCUCAUUGUUACUAUUAAUAUUAUAGGAGGUUUGUGCGACCGCUGCGCGUAAAGUUAUCCUUCCUUUCUCUCGUCUCGCUGCUUAGUUUUGGGUUUUCCACCGAGCUUUAUGAGUUCGCCGCUGUUUCUGGGUCAGCUGCUCGGGGUCCCGCUAGAAAUAAUGCCCCCCACCAUGGAGAAGGACACAACUUACACCAAGAUCUUCGUCGGCGGGCUGCCCUACCACACCAGCGACGCCUCACUUCGGAAAUAUUUCGAGACUUUCGGGGACAUCGACGAGGCGGUGGUGAUCACGGACAAGCAGACGGGGAAAUCCAGAGGAUACGGCUUUGUGACCAUGGUGGACAGGGCAGCAGCAGAGCGGGCGUGCAAAGACCCGAACCCCAUCAUCGACGGCAGGAAGGCCAACGUGAACCUGGCAUACCUUGGAGCAAAGCCUCGCAGCUCACAAACAACUCUUUCAGCUGGAGUUCACCAAGUCCUUCCUACGUGGGCUCAGAGGCAAUACGGGUUCACCCAGCAGUACGUCUACCCCCAGGCGUUCCUCCAGCCCAGCCUGCUGCUGCAGUCCCACCUGAGCCCCACCGCCACAGCCCUCACCUCUCCUUACCUGGAGUACAGCUCUGCCUACAGCCCCUACGCCCCGUCGGGACUGGAGCAGUACCCCUUCGUCCCCUCGCCGUCGCCCUCAACAGGCUACCUCAGCUACAGCUUCUCCCCGGGUACGCCGACGCCCGCGCUCACCGCUCCUCCCACCCCUCCAGCAGCCAUCCAUCCUCCCCUGGCCGCGCUCACCGCCGUGUCCGCCACGCCGCCGGCCUUCCUCCAUUACCCCCUCCACCAGCCCGACCGGAUGCAGUGAGCAGACCUGAGCAGCCAAUCAAAACACUGCUGCUGAUUGGAGGCUGGACCUGGUUUAUAAAAAGGGCUUUUUGAGAGAACUCUCUUUCCUCGGUGUAAUGAUCAUCCUGCGUUGUCGUCAGCACACACUGUGAAUGUUUUUCCAGAACCGGCAGGACUCUGUUGUGAUCUUUUAGAUGCUUCUUCUGGGCAGGAGGGAACGUAAAGUAAAGACAAAGAGAAAUCCGUCUUUCUGCCAUGUUGCUGCAGCUGCAUUUUCUCCAAAGGUACUGCACUGAAUUCUGGACUUCAGCCAAUCCGAGAGCCAGGUUCUCUCUGAAACACGGGGCCUGUUCCCUCUGCUUCAAGGUUAGCUUUCUAUCUGAGAGGACGAUUUCUCUCUGCCCCCAACUUAUCAUUUUUAUUACUCUCUCCUUUCAGCGAGGAACAAAAAAAAGUUUAUUGUAAUCCCUCUUUGUUCCUGUUAUCUACUGCUAGGAGGUUGUAACAUGAGCAUCUUCACAGAAUAUGCAAUUAGGAUUACUAAGGAUGAGUAAGAACAAGGUAGGCAACACUGGCAUUUCGUUUUUGUUGUUUUUCUAUUCCUAGAGCAUUACGCAGAGCACAACUCUGUCAGGAUUUAAACACAACAUUCAUAAGAUCUUUUUUUUUUUUUACUUCUUUUGUCUUCUGGACACAUUUUUUGUUUCUUUAAUUUUAGUGCCCUCCACAGCUAUUAGCAGCUCUAGUAAAAAAAAUGAAGAAGCUCAAGAACAAUUAAGUUGAAAAAAAUCCCACAUUCAGAAAAAAUUAUUAUGUCAGACUUACUGUGACCUUUAAAUACAACUGUAAUAUAUAUUUUUUUGUAUUUUAACAUUGGGUUUUAAGUUGAUUUGUGUCUUUUUUAGUCAUAUUCUACAUUUUGUGAGUUAAAUAUGACACAAGAAAGGAACUAAUAUAUCUUAGCCACUCUCCAAACAGGUCAGGUAAAUAGCUUUAAGAAUUUAAAUAAGCAAAAACUAAAUUAUUAAUAUGUAAAAAUGCACCAUUGUUAAGCAUGGUGGAGGAUGUAUGAUGCUGGGGGUCUGUUUAUCUCAUAAAAGUCCAGGGACCUUUGUUAUUAGCAUAAGAUCCUAAGCUCUUUAAAAUGCUGGGACGUUUUAAAUAAAAAAUCUGGUUUACUCCC
Molecule: messenger RNA, 2220 nt
Organism: Xiphophorus couchianus (Monterrey platyfish)
Lineage: Eukaryota; Metazoa; Chordata; Actinopteri; Cyprinodontiformes; Poeciliidae
Gene: rbm38
Product: RNA binding motif protein 38
Exons: 4
Coding region: 304-1056 (250 amino acids)
Molecular function (GO): RNA binding
Source: RefSeq, a predicted model, not a curated record